GAACUUAUCCUAGAGAAGAAUCCAGAACAUGGAAGAGGCUGCAAAAAUGAAAGACGAGAGGACUGUGGACGAGGAAAUGGCAGAUUUAUUCGAUGACACUCCUAAGCACCAAGAGCUACCCUGGGUCUACAAAAUUUGGGAUACCAACCAGAAAUUCAUCUUCCUGAAGGACAGCACAUUAGUAGCAGCUCCACAACAAAAUUCCAAUUCAGAAGUACAGUUACUUUCUAUGAUUCCAAAUCAAGCCCUAGAUUCAAGUAAGCGACCGCUCUUUAUGGGCACUAAAGAUAAGAAAUACCUUCUGUCUGUGAAGUCGGGUGAUCGACCUCAGCUACAGCUAGUGGCAGGAGACAUUAUGGAACUUUAUGUGAAAAAGGAGAAAUCCACGGAGUUCACUUUCUUCAACCAGACCAAAGGCAGUGAAAAAACUUGCUCUUUUGAAUCAGCGGCUUCCCCCGGUUGGUUCCUCAGCACAGCUUCUGAGUCAAACAAGCCUCUUGGUUUGAGUCAGGGAGGAGGUUCUGAUAUCACUCUUUUUUAUAUUGAAAGAAAAGUUUAAAUCAG
Molecule: messenger RNA, 564 nt
Organism: Eublepharis macularius
Lineage: Eukaryota; Metazoa; Chordata; Lepidosauria; Squamata; Eublepharidae
Product: interleukin-36 receptor antagonist protein-like
Exons: 4
Coding region: 29-559 (176 amino acids)
Biological process (GO): positive regulation of gene expression; inflammatory response to antigenic stimulus; cytokine-mediated signaling pathway
Molecular function (GO): cytokine activity; interleukin-1 receptor binding
Source: RefSeq, a predicted model, not a curated record